UGUGGGGGAAGGCCGACCAAUGGCAGCCCUGAGAUGUAUACAUACGUAGACAUUUUCAGCCAAUCAUAAUUAAUGUCGUGUGUAUAAAAGUGGAGUUGUUGAUCCUGGGAACAUUGUGCUCUACUCCUUGCCACAGUGACAACACCUAGCCAGCUAUGAGAACUAUCUCCACCCUGACCCUAGUGCUGGUGGCGGCGUCUGCCUGGGCCCAGUACCACAUAAGGCGUGAUGGUACACCUAUAAUAUUCGGGGGGUCGGGUGACGCUACCAUGGCGGCGUCCCCCGGGCUCCUUGUGGUGGCGCCCCGUCAAGAGGGCUCCCCUCAACCUCCCCAACCUGCUCCUCGGCCCCAACCUCAACCACCGGUACCAGCCCAAGAUGUCUUGCCUCAACGGUUCCAGCUUUCCGGAGAGGCUGCUCCACUUAAUCCAUUCCAGGCUUCCCUCUGUGACGCUAAGAAACCUCUGGUUGACGAGGUAGAGUCCGGGAGGGCGUACCACCUGUCGUGGUGUCACGACUCUGGGCGGACCUACACCUGGGAACAAGCGUCGCGUUACUGUGCUGCUCUGGGCCACGGCUUCCAGGCCCUCAGUAUAGAGACCCAACCUGAACAACACUUUAUAGCCACUAUCAUCGUUAAACACUACGUCACUGACAUCUGGACUAGCGGCAACAAGAUUAAUAACAGGUUCUGGGUGUGGGCAUCUGGUGUGGCUUCCACCUACACCAACUGGUCCCUUACUGGCAGGCGCGGCGUGCCCCAGCCGGACAACACUGAGGGCAACGAGGACUGUCUGGCAGUUCUCAACAACCACUACAACGACGGCGUCUCUUGGCACGACUCUAGCUGCUACCGCUUCAGACGUGUUAUAUGCGAGGCGCCACAGUUCUACAAAGUGUAAAACAUUCCUUGGGUUAAAUUGACAUGUAUAAUAAAUCUUCGUACACUUCUAUACGUA
Messenger RNA from Procambarus clarkii (red swamp crayfish), 959 nucleotides. RefSeq lists its product as uncharacterized. Lineage: Eukaryota; Metazoa; Arthropoda; Malacostraca; Decapoda; Cambaridae. The record is from RefSeq and is a predicted model, not a curated record.